Messenger RNA from Anolis carolinensis (green anole), 2963 nucleotides. RefSeq names its product homeobox protein Hox-D3. The coding region runs from base 1252 to 2406 and encodes 384 amino acids. The record is from RefSeq and is a predicted model, not a curated record. Gene Ontology annotation, biological process: anterior/posterior pattern specification; regulation of transcription by RNA polymerase II; embryonic skeletal system morphogenesis. Gene Ontology annotation, cellular component: nucleus. The transcript has 4 exons. Gene Ontology annotation, molecular function: RNA polymerase II cis-regulatory region sequence-specific DNA binding; DNA-binding transcription factor activity, RNA polymerase II-specific. Lineage: Eukaryota; Metazoa; Chordata; Lepidosauria; Squamata; Anolidae.
AGAGGCUAUGUGCAAAUUUAGAGGGACCCUAACUUCAUAGGCCUUGUCGGAUUCCAUAAAAAUAUACAUGCAGAUCUGCAACCUUCAGGACAACCUGUCUGCCAGUCUUGAGCCCUUCCUCUUAAAAGCACUACCGAGUCCUCAGUCUGAGUGCUUAUGUUGCUUGUGCCCAAAUUUUCAGGGCAGCAUCUUUGUGUGUAUGUGUGUGUGUGUGCCUCCACUGAAGGUGGGUAGGUAGCUUUCCGUUAAUGAGGGAAGUUGCACUGGAUUUCUACAUGACUGAUGAAGGUCCCAUUACUCUGUCUCCAUGUAUGUCCAUUUGUUUCCUAUAUAAGCGCAUUUUAUAUUUCACCUAACUGUUUUGUUGGAGAGAUGUCAGUGUAAAGCUUCUCCAAAAAGAUAAGUCUCCCAAUUACAUCAUUUGCUUUGAGUUGGAUUAUAUGAGUCUCCAUUUCCAUGUAAUCUAGUUUAAACCAGAUAAUCUGGAUUCAAUGUGGCAUUGUAGCUGAGGCCUUUGUUUUGUGGCUUCAAAUUGACUUCAUCUUAUGCAGUGGUUCUCAACCUGUGGGUCCCCAGGUGUUGUGGCCUAUAACUCCCAAAAAUCCCACCCAGUUUACCAGCUUCGAGGUAUAGAGAAAAGAGGCUUUACAAUCCUUAGUUUAGGAUCUCCUCGGAUACCAGGAUCCCAUAGGAAGCAUGCCGAGCUACAGCACAGGACUGGUGAGAAUCAAAGGCAAAAAGUCUGCAUUAGUGUGAAUGGGCAAGGGUUGAUUUACUGGAAAAAAAUGUGUGGAGAUAUUAACCCUAACCCAAAGAGGUCAAAGUACUUCUCAGAAAGCAUUGCCCCCCCCCCUUCAAAAAAGUACAAUUUUCAGGAGGAUAGGGACCCAAAUACUCUAAAGCAGGCUUACACAACCUAUAAUCCUCCAGGUGUUUUGGACUUCAGCUCCCAGAAUUUUUGGAACAGCUGGCUAGAGUUUCUGGGAGUUUGAGGCUCAAACACCUGGAAAGCUGCAGGUUGUGCAGGCCUGCUCUAAAGGCACCAGGUUGCUUCUGAUCUUCAAAUAUAAACAGGGCCAACCCUGGUUAGUACUUGGAUGGGAAAUCAUCAGUGAAUACCAUCACCGGGGACUUCAGUGAGAACCUCAACCUCCUUUUUCAGAAGAAAUCCUUAACUCAGCAUGCACAGUUCUCAUUAUUUAUCAGCUGUGAGAAGAAACAAAGAAACUUGUUCCUUUGUAUACUGCAAGGAUGGGAGGCACUAAAGCACCAUACCGAGGUCUCCGAAUUGAGCAUGGCUUGUAUAAUCUUCAGAAGAGGGUAUCAGUCUCCUUCCCCGUCCCUAGUGUCAGACAAGAACAGGAAAUGCAAAAAGCUCUUCAUGAAGAUGACCAGGAUUCCUCAGAAUGCAAUUUGCACCAAGAUCUCAUUAGGGGAGAUUCUUUUAGUCAACAGCAAUUUCCUGCUCUGUUGGUACAGCAGGAGCCAGAAAAACCUACAGGGUCUCCAACAGACCAAAUGACAUCCCUAGAGAACAGUAAUGACAGCCAGACCUCAAGGUUUCAGCAGCCUCCAUUGGUUACCUCUUCCAGUCCUUGUGACAUUUCCACCAAUGGCACUCGCAAUGUGCAUAAAAGCCACCCACCAAAGCGAGUCUUCCCAUGGAUGAAGGAAACAAGACAAAACACCAAGCGCAACAGUAGCCUUCCUUCUGCAGACCCUGGAUCUCCACCACACCUUUCCUCUUCCAAGAGACUCCGCACGGCCUACACCCACACACAGCUGGUGGAACUGGAGAAAGAGUUCCACUUUAAUAGGUACCUCUGCCGCCCACGCAGGUUGGAGAUGGCCCAGCUUCUCAGGCUCUCAGAAAGGCAAAUCAAGAUUUGGUUCCAGAACAGAAGGAUGAAAUACAAGAAGGACAUUCGGUCAGCCAAGGGGACCAUUAAGAAGUCACCAAACCAAAGUCCUCAAGUGAAUAUCUAUUACGGUCAAAUGGAGCCUGAAUGUGAGACGGACACAUUGAGUUCUUGCAGCGAAGCUCAGGGUGCAGUUUACAGCACAGCAACUGAAGCUGAGCCCCUUUUCCUCAGCCCUGUAACUUCGAUCCCCUUGGAGUACUGCUCCCUCUCUGUGCAAGGAGAAAGCCAUUCUUGUGGACUCCCAGUCUUGCAAGAAAGCCUGAGUGAGAUGGGAGAAAAUUACCUGGGAAAUGUGCCUGAGGCCGAUUCAGUCUACAGCUUCCCCGAUUGCUCCUUAACAAACCUGGACUACAGCUGUUUUGCUGAACUCCCCGGCCACCACCAGCUUGGCCCUUCCAACUCACAUCCCGUUUAUACAGAUUUUGCCACACAUCCUGUGCCUCAGGGAGAUUCUCAGGGACCUGUAAAUCUUAUGCAUCUGUGAGGGGCUCCCUGCCAUGGAAACCAAACCAGGGAAAUUGCUACAGUGCUAUUAUCUCAUUAAGAAAAAAUACCUCUAAGUGCAACCAAGAGAAGGCCUUCUUCCCCCAACCUCUCAGCCCACACAUUAGCUCUUAUUUAUUUAACUGUAUUGAAAAUAAUUCACAAUGUGGGGACAGAGAGCACAGGGUUCAGACUUUAUCAGGUUUUACCAAGGCAUAUUGCCUACUAGAUGAUAUUAUUAUUAUUAUUAUUACUAUUAUUAUGUCAGUCUAAUAGUUUAGUUUAUACCUUGUGUAAAAAAUAUUUUAACUGCCAUCAAGUCGACUUUGACUUAUGAUGAACCCAUGAAUGAGAGGUCUCAAACUCACUCUAUAGUAGUCAACAGCCCUGCUCAGGUCUUGCAAACUUAGGGCUGAGGCUUCCUUGAUUGAGUUUAUUCAUCUGAAAUGUAGUGUUCCCCUUUUUAUGAUGCCUUCUACCUUACAAAGUGUUAUUAUCUUUUUUGGUGAGUCAUGACUCCUCAUGAGAAAAAAAAAUAAAGGAGAAAAAUUAACUGAA